AUGACUGCUGUCUUUCUGAUGUCCAUGCUUUUUGGCCUUGCAUGUGGGCAAGCGAUGUCUUUUUGUAUUCCCACUGAGUAUACAAUGCACAUCGAAAGGAGAGAGUGUGCUUAUUGCCUAACCAUCAACACCACCAUCUGUGCUGGAUAUUGUAUGACACGGGAUAUCAGUGGCAAACUGCUUCUUCCCAAAUAUGCUCUGUCCCAGGAUGUUUGCACAUAUAGAGACUUCAUCUACAGGACUGUAGAAAUACCAGGAUGCCCACUCCAUGUCGCUCCCUAUUUUUCCUAUCCUGUUGCUUUAAGUUGUAAGUGUGGCAAGUGCAAUACUGACUAUAGUGACUGUAUACAUGAGGCCAUCAAGACAAACUACUGUACCAAACCUCAGAAGUCUUAUCUGGUAGGAUUUUCUGUCUAA
Molecule: messenger RNA, 417 nt
Organism: Rhinopithecus roxellana (golden snub-nosed monkey)
Lineage: Eukaryota; Metazoa; Chordata; Mammalia; Primates; Cercopithecidae
Gene: TSHB
Product: thyroid stimulating hormone subunit beta
Exons: 2
Coding region: 1-417 (138 amino acids)
Biological process (GO): G protein-coupled receptor signaling pathway
Cellular component (GO): cytoplasm; extracellular region
Molecular function (GO): hormone activity
Source: RefSeq, a predicted model, not a curated record